UCGGAUCCUCCCGCUGGGGCAGGAGGGAGGAUCCGUGAGGGAGCUGGUGCGCUCGUCGGGUGCAGUCUCUGCAGACGAAAGCAGCGUGGCAGUGGCCAGCGCCCAUCCUGCCCUCCAGGAGUACCCGCGGCAAAGUAGGUCCGAGUUUCACAGCGAGGAGUAGCGACCCGUCUGGGGGCGAGGGGCCACGCACUCGCCACCGCGCAUGCGCCGGGCAGGGAGCGGCCAGCCGGACUACAGGUCCCAGAGGAACCCGCCGGUGGCCGCGGGAGCCGAGCUGCUGGCGCCAUCUUGAAAUCUGAUCCCCGAUCUCCGGGUCUUUGCGUCAGCUGCCGGGUGCCUGCUCGAGUACGGCUAACCCAGCCUGCUAAAAGGGAGGACGUUGGGGACGCGGCGGCUGGCGGGAGACACAGCUGGAGGAGACAUGGCAGGUUGCGUGCGCGGCCUGAGCUGCUGUCACUCAGCAUCCCCAUAAGGCGUUUCUGCGCCCGCCCCCUUCCCGAGGGGCGGGGCUGCCCACCCUGGUACCCAGAGCCCGCGCGCGGGCGGCUGCGGUGCGCCCCUGCAGAAAGGGGACGCCACCGGACGGUGCCAUGCCCGCCGGAGGCCACGGAGAAGGGAAACGCCGCGCAACUGAGCGCCAGUGAAUGAACACCAAGCAGCAGCCGCCUCGGGGAAGCUUGGCUACCGCUGGAAGGGAAGAUGAAGGAGAUUUGCAGGAUCUGUGCCCGGGAGCUGUGCGGAAACCAGCGGCGCUGGAUCUUCCACACGGCAUCUAAGCUCAACCUCCAGGUUCUGCUUUCGCAUGUCCUGGGCAAGGAUGUCUCCCGGGAUGGCAAAGCCGAGUUUGCUUGUAGCAAGUGUGCUUUCAUGCUUGAUCGCGUCUAUAGAUUCGACACCGUUAUUGCCCGGAUCGAAGCUCUUUCCAUUGAGCGUUUGCAAAAGCUGCUGCUGGAGAAGGACCGCCUCAAGUUCUGCAUUGCUAGCAUGUAUCGUAAGAACAACGAUGACUCCGGCACGGACGCCAAGGCAGGCAAUGGGACGGUUGACAUUUCCGGCUUACCUGAUGUGAGGUACUCUGCACUCCUCCAGGAGGACUUUGCCUAUUCAGGGUUUGAGUGUUGGGUGGAAAACGAGGAUCAGAUUCAGGAGCUCCACAGCUGCCAUGCUUCAGAAGGUCCUGGAAACCGCCCCAGGAGAUGCCGUGGUUGUGCAGCCUUGCGGGUUGCUGAUUCUGACUACGAAGCCAUUUGUAAGGUGCCUCGAAAGGUGGCUAGAAGUAUCUCGUGUGGCCCUUCUACCAGGUGGUCCACCAGCAUUUGCACCGAAGAACCAGCAUUGUCUGAGGUCGGGCCACCGGAUUUACCAAGCACAAAGGUACCCCCAGAUGGAGAAAGCAUGGAGGAAGGGACACCAGGAUCCUCCGUGGAAUCUCUGGAUGCAAGUGUCCAGGUUACUCCUCCGCAACAAAAGGAUGAGGAAACGGAGAGAAGCCCAAAGGAACUUGCAAAGUGUGACUGUUGUUCAGAAGAGCAGGCUUCACAGCACUUGUGUAACCACAAGCUGGAGCUAGCUCUCAGCAUGAUUAAAGGUCUUGAUUAUAAGCCCAUCCAGAGUCCCCGAGGGAGCAAGCUUCCUAUUCCAGUGAAAUCCAGCCCACCUGGAGCCCGGCCUGGCCAUAUCAUGACAGAUGGCGUUAGUUCCGGUUUCCUUAAUAGGUCUCUGAAACCUUUUGACAAGACACCUGUGAGUUACCCCUUGGACAUUUCAGACCUGCAGGAGCUGUGGGAUGAUCUCUGUGAAGAUUAUUUACCACUUCGGGUCCAGCCCAUGUCUGAAGAGUUACUCAAACAACAGAAGCUGAAUUCAGAUGAGACCAUUAUAACUCAGCAAUCUGUAUCUGAUUCCCACUUGGCGGAACUCCAGGAAAAAAUCCAGCAAACAGAGACCACCAACAAGAUUCUUCAAGAGAAACUGAAUGACAUGAGCUAUGAACUGAAGUCAGCUCAGGAGUCCUCUCAGAAGCAGGAUGCUGCAAUUCAAAGCCUCAAGGAAACUCUGAAAAGCAGGGAAAAUGAGACCGAAGAGUUGUACCAGGUGAUUGAAGGUCAAAAUGACACAAUGGCAAAACUUCGAGAAAUGCUGCACCAAAGCCAGCUUGGACAGCUUCACAGCUCCGAGGGUACUUGCCCGGCCCGGCAACAGGUGGCUCUGCUUGACCUUCAGACUGCUCUGUUCUGCAGCCAGCUCGAAAUACAGAAACUCCAGAGGGCCGUACGCCAGAGAGAACGCCAGCUGGCGGAUGCCAAGCGAUGUGUGCAGUUUGUGGAGGCCACGGCCCGUGAGACAGAGCAGCAGAAGGAGGCUUCUUGGAAACAUAACCAGGAAUUACGAAAAGCCUUGCAGCAGCUCCAAGGAGAAUUGCAGAGUAAGGGCCAACAGCUUCGUACCCUGGAGGCUGAAAAAUACAAUGAGAUUAGAACCCACGAACAGCACAUUCAGCACCUAAAUCAUAGUGUGAGUCACAAGGAACAGCUGCUUCAGGAGUUUCGGGAGCUCCUGCAGUAUCGAGAUAAGUCAGACAAAACCCUCGAAGCAAAUGAAAUGUUGCUUGAGAAACUUCGGCAGCGAAUACAAGAUCGAGAUGUUGCUCUAGAGAGGGCCAUAGAUGAAAAGUUCUCCACUCUAGAAGAAAAAGAAAAAGAGCUGCGUCAACUCCAUCUCGCUGUGCGAGAGCGAGAUCAUGACCUAGAGAGACUGCGUGGUAUUCUGUCCUCUAACGAAGCCACCAUGCAGAGCAUGGAGAGUCUCCUGAGGGCCAAAGGCCUGGAAGUGGAACACUUAUCUGCUACCUGUCAGGACCUGCAGUGGCUGAAGGAGGAAAUGGAAGCCAAAUUCAGCCAUUGGCAGAAGGAACAAGAAAGUAUCAUUCAGCAGUUACAGACAUCUCUGCAUGACAGGAACAAAGAAGUGGAGGACCUUAGCGCAACGUUGCUCUGCAAACUCGGACCGGGACAGAGUGAGGUCGCCGAGGGGCUCUGCCAGCGUCUGCAGAGGAAGGAGAGGCUGCUGCAGGAGCUUCUGAGCGAUCGAAACAGACAGGCCGUGGAGCAUGAACUGGAGAUUCAAGGCCUGCUUCAGUCCAUGAGCGCCAGGGAGCGGGAGAGCCAAGCCUCUGCAGAGAAGAUGGUACAAGCCCUAAUGGAAAGAAAUUCAGAAUUGCAGGCCCUGCGCCAAUAUUUAGGAGGGAAAGACUUCAUGGCGUCCCAAGCACUGGUCUCCAACCAACCCACUGAAGUUACUUCCGGCAGCCCCCGUCUUGGAGACCAGACUGAUCAGGGUUCCGUGCAUGUACCCUCCAAGGAUGACAGCGUUUCAUUGACUGCCAAAGGGGAAGCCAGUGUAGCCAGGUCCUCAUUAGGGGACUUGGACGCAGUGGCGGGGCUGGAGAAAGAGCUGAGCACCGCCAAGGAGGAGCUCGGGCUCCUGGCUAAAAAGGAAAGAGAAAGCCGGAUGGAACUUUCUGCACUGCAGUCCAUGGUGGCCGCGCAAGAGGAGGAGCUGCAGGUGCAGGCCGCUGACCUGGAGUCCCUGACCAGGAACAUACAGAUCAAAGAAGACCUCAUAAAGGUCUUUCAAAGCCUUUUACGUGACUACAGCUCAGAACAUGACCUGCAAAUGCAACUGGUUGAUCCCGAAGACAUACCAGCUAUGGAACGCCUGACCCAAGAAGUCUUACUACUUCGGGAAAAAGUUGCUUCAGUAGAAUCACAGAGUCAGGAAACUUCAGGAAAUCGAAGACAACAAUUGCUGCUGAUGCUCGAAGGGCUGGUAGAUGAACGGAGUCGGCUGAAUGAGGCUUUGCAAGCAGAGAGACAGCUCUAUAGCAGUCUGGUGAAGUUCCACGCGCAUCCAGAGAGCUCUGAGAGAGACCGCACUCUGCAGGUGGAACUAGACGGGGUCCAGGUGAUACGCGGUCGGCUAGAAGAAGUUCUUGGAAGAAGCCUGGAGCACUUAAGCAGGCUGGAGACCCUGGCCGCCAUUGGAGAUGCAGCUGCAGGGGACGACACGGAAGAUGCCAGCACCGAGUUCACCGACAGCAUCGAGGAGGAGGCGGCACACAGCAGCCACCAGCAACUCAUCAAGGUGGCUUUGGAGAAGAGCCUGGCGGCUGCUGAGACCCAGAACACAUGUCUGCCCCCUCCUUCCUCGACGGGAGGGGUCGAUACUAGGGGUCUUCAGGAGGAAAUGCUCCACUUGAGGGCUGAGAUCCACCAGCACUUAGAGGAGAAGAGGAGAGCUGAGGGGGAACUGAAAGAGCUAAAGGCUCAGAUUGAGGAAGCAGGAUUCUCCUCUGUGGCCCACAUCAGGAACACCAUGCUCAGCCUUUGCCUCGAGAACGCAGAGCUGAAAGAGCAGAUGGGAGAAGCAAUGUCUGAUGGAUGGGAGAUAGAGGAAGACAAGGAGAAGGGCGAAGUGGCAGUAGAAACUGUGGCAGCCAAAGGGCGUCCGAGUGAGAAGAGCCUUCAGGCUGAGUUCCGAAAGCUCCAGGGAAAACUGAAGAACGCCCACGACAUCAUCAGCCUCCUCAAGGAGCAGCUGGUGCUGAGCAGCAAGGACGGAAAUGGUCAGCAUGGCCCGGAGCUCCUUGCGCGGCUGGCCCGGGAGAUCGAUAGAAUGAACACAGAGCUGGUCUGUUCCCCCGAGAAGCCCCGAGGCCAGGAAGAGGAGCCUGUGACCAUGAAGCCCUGCCCCAGACCCCAGAGCCUUGACCUUGGGGCUGCCCUUGCAGGGGAUGCCGAUCAACUGGAUAACCAGCCCCAGGCCCAGACCCCUGGGCCUCAGUCAGAAGGCAGCCUCCCUGGACCCACCAGGCACCUGCGCUCUCAGCUGGCACAGUGCAGGCAGUGCUAUCAGGAUCUCCAGGAGAAGCUGCUGAUCUCAGAAGCCACGGUCUUUGCCCAGGCCAACCAGCUGGAGAAAUACAGAGUCAUGCUUCGUGAAACCCUGGUGAAGCAGGACAGCAAGCAGGUGCAGGUGGACCUCCAGGAUCUGGGCUAUGAAACCUGCGGCCGAAGCGAGAAUGAGGCUGAGCGAGAGGAGAGCACCAGUCCCGAGUGUGAGGAGCACCUGCUGGACUCGCCACCGGCCAGCCCCCCUGGGAAGAAGCCCUUGGAGAGCCCACGGGGGAAGCAGGAGCUCCAGGUGUGUGGGAGGUCGGAAGACAUCUCUGUCCUCCACAAGGACAUCAGAGACCUGAAGAUGCAGCUGCAGAACGCCAACAAGAUCAUUCAGAACCUCAAGAGCCGGGUGCGGUCCCUCUCGGUUACAAGCGACUACUCAUCUAGUCUGGAGAGACCACGAAAGCUGAAGGCCGUCGGCGCCCUCGAGGGGUCCUCCCCUCAGAGUGUCACUGACGAGGAUGAGGGGUGGCUGUCUGAUGGCACGGGGGCUUUCUAUCCCCCAGGGCUUCAGGCCAAGAAGGAUCUGGAGAGUCUGAUCGAGAGAGUGUCCCAGCUAGAGGCCCAGCUCCCGAAGACUGGAGUGGAAGGGAAGCUGGCCGAGGAGCUGAGGUCCGCCUCGUGGCCUGGGAAAUAUGAUUCCCUGAUUCAGGAUCAGGCCCGAGAACUAUCCUACCUCCGCCAGAAGAUAAGAGAAGGGAGAGGCAUCUGUUAUCUUCUCACCCAGCAUGCAAAAGAUACGGUGAAAUCUUUUGAGGACCUUCUUAGGAGCAAUGACAUCGACUAUUACCUGGGGCAGAGCUUCAGGGAGCAGCUCGCCCAGGGCAGCCAGCUGACGGAGAGGCUGACCAGCAAACUCAGCACCAAGGAUCAUAAAAGUGAGAAAGACCAAGCCGGACUCGAACCGCUGGCUCUCAGGCUCAGCAGGGAGCUGCAGGAGAAGGAGAAGGUGAUCGAAGUCCUGCAGGCCAAGCUGGAUGCCCGGUCCCUCACGCCCUGCAGCAGCCAUGCCUUGUCGGACCCCCGGCGCUCACCCAGCACCUCCUCCUUCCUGUCGGAUGAGCUGGAGGCCUGCUCCGACAUGGACGUGGCCAGCGAGUACACACACGACGAAGAGAAGAAGGCUCCGCCCGGUCACUCAGAUGCCAUCCACCACUCAAGUCAUUCUGCUGUACUGUCUUCUAAACCGUCCGCAGCCAGUGCGCCUCAGGGGGGUAAGGCCGAACCCCGCAGCAGCCCCAGCAGCUUGCCAGCUCCCCAGAGCCCCCCCCAGGAGGCCAGCCAGGCCCAUCCAGGCCUUCAUUUUCCCUCCAUACCCUCGCUGGCUAGCAUGCCCCAGGUGCCGCUGCCCUCAGCUCGGCCCGGCCUCCUGCCCUUCGGCGCCACUGGCCCUCCCCUCCUGGGCUGCUGUGAGACGCCCGUGGUCUCCUUGGCGCAGGCCCAGCAGGAACUGCAGCUGCUGCAGAAGCAGUUGGGAGAAAGCGUCAGCACCGUCCAUCCAGCAUCCCCAGCUGCACUGCCAGGCCACCAGAUAGAGGCCAGUUCCUCCCACUAUCUCCACCCUGCCCAGCCCCACUCACCUCCCAGAGGCAGCACGGAACUGGGCAGAAUCCUGGAGCCUGGCUACCUGGGCAGCAGCAACCAGUGGGAUAUGAUGAGGCCUCAGAAAGGGAGCGGAGCAGGUGACCUGUCCGCGGGUUCCUCCGUGUGCCAGCUGACCUCCAAACCCACAGGGGCCGACCUGCUCGAGGAGCACCUUGGAGAGAUCCGGAAUCUGCGCCAACGCCUGGAGGAGUCCAUCUGCAUCAACGACCGGCUGCGGGAGCAGCUGGAGCACAGGCUCAGCUGCGCUGCCCGAGGGAACGGAGCCACCUCCAGUUUUUGCAGUCCCAGCCUGGAACCCACACCACAGCUCUACAAUGAGAACAGAGUCCUUAAGGAAGAAAACCGGAGGCUUCAGGCUCAGCUGAGUCAUGUUUCCAGAGAGCACUCCCAGGAGACGGAGUGCCUGAGGGAGGCCCUGCUGUCCUCUCGGUCCCGGCUUCAAGAGCUGGAGCUGGAGCUGGAGCACCAGAAGCGGGAGCGGCAGCAGCUUGUGGAAGACUUGAAGGAGAAGCAACAGGAGAUCUUGCAUUUCCAGGAGGAACGACUAUCCCUCCAAGAGAAAGACUCCAGGCUGCAACACAAGCUGGCCCUCCUGCAGCAACAAUGUGAAGAGAAACAGCAGCUCUUCCGCUCCCUCCAGUCAGAGCUACAGAUCUACGAGGCACUUUGUGGCAAUCCCAAGAAGGGGCCACAAGCGUCCACCUGGGAUGCCUGCCACCAGGUCCCUUUGAGCAGUGACUUGAGCCACCUGGUGGCAGAGAUCCGAGCUUUGCGGGGGCAGCUGGAGAAGAGCAUCCAGGUGAACAACUGUCUGCGGCUGCAGCUGGAACAGCAGCUGGAUGGCGGGGCAAGCCAAGCCCGCCUCGGCCCCUCCCCUGCCAACCAGGAGGACCCCGGAAACAAGCAGCCGCCCUUCCAAGACCCCGCCGCCUCCCCUCCAGUCCGGGAUGUCGGCAUGGAUUCUCCCGCUCUCAUGCUCCCUGGCUCCGAGACCGCCGUCUUCAACAGGACAAAUGAGCUGGGUUUGGAUGCUUCUCCAAUAAUGAAGAACCCCCCCAAGCUAGAGGGGGAAGCCACAGAUGGUUCCUUUGCCAAUAAGCACGGCCGCCAUGUCAUUGGCCACAUUGAUGACUACAGUGCCCUAAGACAGCAGAUUGGGGAGGGCAAACUGCUGGUCAAAAAGAUAGCAGCGCUCGUGAGGUCAGCCUGCAACAUCCCUGGCCUUGAAGCUCAGGGCACAGAGGUGCCAGGCAGCAAAGGCAUCCAUGAACUUGGGAGCAGCGCCCAGGCCCUGCAGCACACGCUGGAGGAGUCAGCCUCCCUCCUCACCAUGUUCUGGCGAGCGGCUCUGCCGAGCCCCUCCAGCCCUGCGCCGGCCGGGACCGUGGGACAAUCCAUGAAAAGGGAACUUUUGGAACUGAGAACCAAACUGUCUGCAAAGGAGAAUCUCCUUCAGAGCACGGCUGAGCGUCUGAAGACAGCCAACCAGCAGAAGGAGAGCAUGGAGCGGUUCAUCUUCAGCCAGUUGACCAGGACACAUGACGUGUUGAAGAAGGCAAGGACGAAUUUGGAGGCCAAGUCAGGAGUCCGAGGAAAGCAAAAGAACAGUUACAAGAUGGCCUCUGUAAAGCCUUAUUCCUGUCCCAGCAAAGGUGAAGUCCCUGAGGGCUCCGCCAGGCACUCCAGUCUGGUGACCCUUGUCUUCCGGGAGCCACGCAGGAGGAGGGACCUGCAGAGGUCCUUCAAGCAGCAGGAAGGAGGGGCCCCCGCCCCUAGGGUGCAGCUCCCAGUCUGCUAGGAGAUCUGGGCCCCUGCUCCACACCUGCUGGAGGGCCCAGAAGGAGCCAGAGGCAGGGCCAGUGCAGGAGGGGGAACAGCAGAGAGCCCCCCUGGGGUGCAGGACCACCACCAGAGCACCAUCAGCCGGAGGCGCUCGGCCCAGCCCUGAGCACAACAAGCACAUGUGUCCAAGGUCUGGGGACACUGCUCUAGACGCCACAGCGGACUGCUACUAGCAACAGCCUCUCCUCGCAUCAGUGCCCGUCCUCAGCUGGCCACCCAAGGGAAACAGGACCCUGCUUCUUCAGGAUGGGACACGUGGUCCCCACACAGGGACUCCACAGCAGGACUAAAGCACACAGAGUGACCGCAGUGCCCUGAGGGACAGCGGGCUCAGCCGGCUCUGCUCCCAGGGCAGCUCAGCUGGGCCACCGGGGUUGUGCAUCAGUCUACACUGCAGCACCUGAGUGCUUUGAAUCCACGUAGCCAAAGUGGUGGCUUCCCACAUGCCAUGUCCCGCUCAGCCUGGCACCUCCUGUUUCUAAUGUAUGGUCUCCAAGGUGUGGCAAUGGCCUUACCCUAAUUACUCUGUCCCCUUUAACUAACUCCUCUCUGGGGACCUGGGACUCGUGCGCAGACUAAGCGCAUUGAAAGUCCUUUGAAAGACAACACAGUGACCGUAUUUAAGGGGCACCUGAGAGGCUCCCAGGUGUGUGAAAGCCUCAUCUGUGUCUUCACAGUGCUUUCGGAUGUGUGCCCGUGUGGGUACAUGCACCCCAGAUACUCCUAUAUGUUGCUAGAGCGAGAUGUUUUGGGCAACAUACCUGGUGGACAGGGUCUGUUAGAGGAAAUGCAACAUAGUACUUUUGGUGGCUAUGAAAGUAAAUGUGUAUAAAGAAAUAAAACAUUUUUCUUCACCUGCUUCA
This is a messenger RNA of Suricata suricatta (meerkat), 9271 nucleotides long. Its product is annotated as myomegalin-like. Gene Ontology annotation, cellular component: microtubule organizing center. The transcript has 42 exons. NCBI's taxonomy places the organism in Eukaryota, Metazoa, Chordata, Mammalia, Carnivora, Herpestidae. Bases 703 to 8364 code for a protein of 2553 amino acids. The record is from RefSeq and is a predicted model, not a curated record.